AUGGCGGAAGUACAUAAAGCGCAAAAGGUUGUUGUGGUCGGCGCAGGACCUGUUGGUGCUCUCGCAGCCCUUUAUGCGGCAAAUAGGGGAGACGAUGUGCAUGUAUACGAACUUCGAGCUGAUUUGCGUGAUCCGUCUACGACACCCUUGAACUUUACAAAAUCGAUCAAUCUGGCUCUAUCAGAGCGCGGCAUCAAUUCCAUGAGACAGUCACAAUCCGUUGGACUCCUUGAGGAGGUUCUCAAAGAGACCAUACCGAUGCAUGCGCGUAUGAUACACGGGCGGAGAAAGGGUGGCGAGCUUUUCCAAGAAUCUCAAGCUUACGACGCAAAUGGCAGAUAUAUACAAGCAGUAGACCGUGCGAGUCUCAAUAAGCGCCUUCUGGAGGCCUUGGAAAAGCUGCCUAACGUCACGCUGCACUUCAACCAUAAGCUGACAGGUGCUGACUUUGAUAGAAAGACGGCUUGGUUUGAACAGCACAAUAAUGCCAAAAAGACUGACCAUGCGCAGAAUCCUACUCAAAAUGAUGCCCUCUGGGAUGACCAGAAGCGGGCAACCGAGAUCUCUGUGAACUUCGACCUAAUCAUUGGUGCAGACGGUGCUCAUUCCGCCACUCGUUAUCAUAUGAUGAAGUUCGCUCGACUUGAUUACCAGCAAGAAUACAUUGAUACGCUGUGGUGCGAGUUCCAUAUCGCUCCAAGGUCUCCAGAUUCGUCCUUCGCUAUUGAUCCCAACCACCUGCACAUUUGGCCCGGGGGCUCCUUCAUGUUCAUUGCAAUACCCUCUCUCGACAAAUCCUUCACCUGCACUCUGUUCGCUCCUGCUAGCCACUUCAGUUCCGUAUCCGAGAACCCUGAGCAGAAGCUUGUGAAAUUCUUCCACCAAAAUUUCCCAGGUGUUUGUCCCGAGCUGAUAUCCACGUCCGACCUGCAAAAACAGUUUCGUGAGAACCCACAUCUACCUUUAAUAUCCAUCAAGUGCAAGCCAUAUCACUACAAAUCUAGCGUUGUCAUUCUCGGGGAUGCCGCCCAUGCCAUGGUUCCGUUCUAUGGCCAGGGCAUGAAUGCUGGCCUCGAAGACGUCCGGGUCCUCUUCGAUAUUCUGGACAAGCACGGCAUCUACGAUGCUGGCACAUCCGAUCAUAGAUCUCGAAAUGAAGCACGUGAAGCAGCAUUAGACGAGUAUACUUCUCAGCGUGCUCCAGACGCAGCAGCAAUCAAUGAUCUUGCUCUCCGAAACUACGAAGAAAUGCGCUCUGGCGUCCAAUCACCGCUCUACAAGAUGAGGAAAUGGAUGGAAGAGACCGUGAAUGUUUAUUUUCCAAGUCUAGGAUGGAGGACGCAGUAUACGAGAGUUAGCUUCGAGAACCAGCGAUACAGCGAAGUUGAAAAGGCUGUGCACAGGCAAGGUCGGAUACUAAUGGGUGUUGUUGGAUUAAGUCUUGUGGGAAUUGGAGGCCUGACUGCCUUUGGAGGUGUAAGGAGAGACUAUUGGAAAAAUCUUGGGACAACAUGGUUGAGCCAAGUUGAAAAAUGA
Molecule: messenger RNA, 1536 nt
Organism: Letharia lupina
Lineage: Eukaryota; Fungi; Ascomycota; Lecanoromycetes; Lecanorales; Parmeliaceae
Exons: 3
Coding region: 1-1536 (511 amino acids)
Biological process (GO): NAD+ metabolic process; L-tryptophan catabolic process; quinolinate biosynthetic process
Cellular component (GO): mitochondrial outer membrane
Molecular function (GO): kynurenine 3-monooxygenase activity; FAD binding; NAD(P)H oxidase H2O2-forming activity
Source: RefSeq, a predicted model, not a curated record